AUGAAGAUCCUGACGUGCCCAGCUCAGCUGCAGCGCUUGGAGGGGAUCCUGAGGAAGAGCCUGCCCCUCGCCCUGCCGGUCUUUGGGGCAGUGCUGAACAUCAACCGGGGUAACCCUGGCCAGUAUGAAGUGCUGGUGGACAAGUGGCCCGAAUUCGGCGCUGUGCUGGCCCGGCCCAGUGGAGAGGUGCCGGUGAAUGAUGGCUACUGGAACACGCAGGCAGCGUUUUACCGGGACCUGGAGGCGUACCGGGCGCUGCUGGAGACCCCCGGGUGCCUGCCCUGGAACGCCGCCUUCACCCUCAUUGCGAUACAGGAUGGGGCGACCAGGGUGUCCCAGGAUCUGGCAGGAAGGAAGGGUGUGGAGCUGGACAUUGUCGAGUACUACUCCUACUGGCAUCCUGACCCCAGCACCAUGCCCAAGCCCCGGCCAGCCCCCGGAGUGCGCUUGGGCUCCCUGAGCCCCUCACACGCGGACCUGCUCAACGACACGUGGCCCUACGGGGGGAACGCCCGCAGCCGGCGCUACCUGGCCGAGCUUUUGGAGCGCUUCCCUCAAGUCUGCCUGCAGGACAGCAGCGGGCAGCCCGUGGCCUGGGUGCUGACGGAUCAUUUCGGGACGGGCACCCACAGCUACACCCUGCCCGAGCACCGGCGGCACGGCCACAUGCAGGUGGCACUGACGGUGGCGGCGCAGCGGGCGCACGCCCGCGGGUUCCCCACGUUCGGGCACACGGCGCUGCAGAACCGGCCCAUGCAGCAGCUGCAGGAGCUGCUGGGCCACCAGCGCCUGCCCGGGGUCUGCUGCUACAUCCUGCACAAUCCCAGCCUGGACAAGGACGGGCCCUGA
Molecule: messenger RNA, 849 nt
Organism: Catharus ustulatus (Swainson's thrush)
Lineage: Eukaryota; Metazoa; Chordata; Aves; Passeriformes; Turdidae
Product: glycine N-acyltransferase-like protein 3
Exons: 5
Coding region: 1-849 (282 amino acids)
Cellular component (GO): mitochondrion
Molecular function (GO): glycine N-acyltransferase activity
Source: RefSeq, a predicted model, not a curated record